AUGGAUGGACGGACAGAUGGAUGGACGAACAGAUGGAUGGACGGACAGAUGGAUGACAGACAGAUGGAUGGACAGACAGAUGGAUGGACGGACAGAUGGAUGGACAGACAGAUGGAUGGAUGGAGAGAUGGACGGACGGACGAAUGGAUGGACGGACAGAUGGAUGACAGACAGAUGGAUGGACAGACAGAUGGAUGGACGGACAGAUGGAUGGACAGACAGAUGGAUGGACGGACAGAUGGAUGGAUGGAGAGAUGGACGGACGGACGAAUGGAUGGAUGGAUGAUUGGAAUAUUAGCUAAUAAAGAGAGAAUUUUCUAA
Molecule: messenger RNA, 321 nt
Organism: Dracunculus medinensis (Guinea worm)
Lineage: Eukaryota; Metazoa; Nematoda; Chromadorea; Rhabditida; Dracunculidae
Source: the annotation of a GenBank genome assembly